AUGCUGUUGGCACUAAAGCCACCAUCGUUGAUGCAGCACGACAUUAAAACAUCCCCCCGUCUCGGUCAUAUCCAUGAUUACUCCACUUCCGCUCACUCAUACAAACCAACUCACAAUAAUACGACCUUCAGCCGUUACUCCCCGCCGGAUUCGCCACGCCACCUGCCUUCGUUUUUCACGAACGGCGCUACUCCUGCAGCCGCCACCAACGGCGACACUGCCAUGAGCAGUGGUUCUGGCCACGGCCAUUCAUAUACACACCAGCCGCCGCCACCACCGCCAGCCUCAUCACAUCCACGCGGACUCCCUCCACCAUCUUCUGCAGGUUUCUCGUUGCCACCACCCACGCCGGUCUCUGCAGACCCGCACUACCGGUCUUCCUCAGCGGCGCCUUUGCAGCCGCCUGCACAGCCACAAUCGCAACAUCAUGGACUUUCGUCUGGCAGCACUAUGGGAACGCUCCCAGCUCCACCAUCGUCAUGGUCGACUAGUGCUGCAAGCAAUGACGAAGCUAUGCGCAAUUGGUUGCACGCCAAGAUAGAGGAGGAUCGACGGAAGCAGGAGGAAGAGAAGACUCGGCAGGAAAAUCUGAAACUGGACAGGCGUCGAAUGGAACGAGACAUGCUACACGAAUCACUGGAACGAGGCAUUCCGCCGGUGAUGGUACCUCUGAUCUUUGCUGGCAUCGGAACCGGCUCGGAGACAACACUCAGUCAAGCCAUGGAGUUUGCGCAAACCUGGAUGCAGAACUUCUCAAUUCAGCAACAAACACCAUCCAGUGCGUCGGACGCUCAGCGACUGGCAUAUGAGCAGCAGCUCCGCCAGCAAGGCUCACUCCUCACUUCCGCAUCUUCACCGGACAUCCGGAGGGAACGCGAUCAGCGAGAACUGCGCGAUCGCAUGAUUCCACCAAACCCAUAUGGAGCACAACAACAAGCACCACACUCCUCUGACCGAGCAUCCUUUCGAGCGUCCUUCUCCGGCGCACAAAGUGGCGCUCUCUCGAAGCUCAACACUGUGGACUUUGCACCACCCGCUCAACACCGGCAGCCAUUGCACUCUACUCAUUCCGCAAGCGACCUGAGACUGCGCAGCGAGCGCGACGAUCUUCCCAGUGCGCCAUCUGCAUCCACUCUUCCGACAGGCACCACGUCAUCCACCACUGGCCAGGGCUCAGCGAGCGGUGGUGGCGGAGGCGGUGCGGCGCUUUUCUUCCACCACUGGACACCCCCGACCGGUGGUGGCGCCAGCAGCACAACAUCUGCACCACCUACGAGCGGCACUCAGCAACAGCCACCGACUCCGUCUACGAAAUCAAUGCAAGGCUCUCCAUUUGGCUCCCAGGGCAGCACUUCUGGCGGCCCGACAAACACCUCGUCCACCCAUGGCCAUCUACGUAAACAAGCCGGCCCUUCGGCGGUGGCGGUCAGUGAUGUUUACGAGAACAGCCCGAAGAAGCGCAAGACUGCGCACAACACCCCCGGGCCAAGUCAGCCUGGCUCCGGCUCCAGUGCUGGAGGUGGAAGUGGGCCGGUCAGUCAGGGCGCGUUGGCGGCUGUGAGGGCACAGGUCGCGCAAGAGGAGGAGGAAAUGGCCAGACGUGGUGGAGGAGGCGAUCCGACCGGGAGGAGGGGCAGUGAAGAAGGAAGUGAUCGUGGCCGUGCUGGGCAACCGCAGGAAGACGUCGGACCCCUGAGGCCGAGUUCGAGGCAAUUGAGGAGGGAAGAGGAAGAGCACCACCAACAUCACGCGCAGCAGUAUCAACAUCACCAGCAACAAGGAGGAAGUUACCAAAGGUACGAAUCUGAGCCUGGGCGACCACCUGAUCGCUGA
Cyphellophora attinorum is the source of this 1833-nucleotide messenger RNA. RefSeq lists its product as uncharacterized. The coding region runs from base 1 to 1833 and encodes 610 amino acids. Lineage: Eukaryota; Fungi; Ascomycota; Eurotiomycetes; Chaetothyriales; Cyphellophoraceae. The record is from RefSeq and is a predicted model, not a curated record. The transcript has a single exon.